Adineta ricciae is the source of this 1092-nucleotide messenger RNA. The record is from the annotation of a GenBank genome assembly. NCBI's taxonomy places the organism in Eukaryota, Metazoa, Rotifera, Eurotatoria, Adinetida, Adinetidae.
AUGUUAACAAUCGUAGUUUUAUUAUUCAUAUAUGUCUGCGAACUCAAUGGAUUAAUUCCUUAUGAUGGAAUAAUUCAUCGUUCAUCUGAUGGAAGUUCUUAUGCAUUUUUAUCUCCACCUAACAUAGGUAAUCAUGCGUCAUUUAUUGAAGAAAUAACUCCAAGUGGUACAUUGGCUGUUGCUUGGUUUUCAGGCGGUGAACAACAACCCAAUUGUUCAAUAGCACUAUCACUUUUGGAAUUAGGUUCACAACAAUUUAAACCUGGUGUCAUUGUUAGUGAACGUAUGAAUUAUUCCAAUCAAAAUCCGGUUCUUUAUUGGAAUAAUCAAACACAAGUAUUACAUUUAUAUCAUACGCAACAAUUGGGACAUGUCAAAGAAAGCUAUGCUCAAAUAUGGCAUUUGUACAGUGAAGACCGAGGUAUAACAUGGACAAGUCCUGAGAUAUUUUAUAGUACAUUAGGCGGAUGGGAUCGCAAUCGUAUAAUUCCAACAUUCGACAAAGAAGGACUUAUUUUUCCUUGCUACAAUUCAACAUUGAAUCAUCUCGAUUAUUCAUUUAUAUUCCGAAGAUCAACAUCAACAUCGAAGUUUAUUCGAAUUAAUAUGACAGAAAGUGACAAUCUUGUUCAACCUACAAUUAUUCGUUUGGAUAAUUCAGAAAAAUUGCGUGCAUUCUUUCGAGAUAGAAGAUUUCAAUGCAUUUAUUAUUCUGAUAGUAAUGAUGAUGGAUUAACUUGGACUAUACCAAAAGCGACAGUCCUGCCAAAUAAUAAUGCAGCAAUUCAAGCUUAUACAUUAAAAAGUGGAGCUAUUAUUAUGGCAUUUGAUAAUCUGAAUGGUACAAAAAGGUCACCAUUAACUGUCGCACUUUCUUAUGAUAAUGGAAUGACAUGGCCAUAUCAUAGAGAUGUUCAAAUUCAUGAUGAUGAUAAUUCGACUUUCAUUGGAGAAUAUUCUUAUCCAUCAAUAUUACAAACGUCUUGGACUGCAAGUGAUGAUAAUGAUAUUCAUUUAGUUUAUACAUACGAUAGACAAACUAUAAAAUAUGUUAGAUUUCAUGAAAAUUGGGUUAAACAACAACAACAAUAA